Messenger RNA from Alternaria postmessia, 1635 nucleotides. RefSeq lists its product as uncharacterized. Bases 1 to 1635 code for a protein of 544 amino acids. The record is from RefSeq and is a predicted model, not a curated record. NCBI's taxonomy places the organism in Eukaryota, Fungi, Ascomycota, Dothideomycetes, Pleosporales, Pleosporaceae. Gene Ontology annotation, molecular function: ATP binding; protein serine/threonine kinase activity. The transcript has a single exon. Gene Ontology annotation, biological process: maturation of SSU-rRNA. Gene Ontology annotation, cellular component: cytosol; preribosome, small subunit precursor.
AUGGCCACCACCGACGGAGGAGUUGAGCUGCCAACGCAACAGCCCGAACAAGUCGAGCAAGCGAACCAAGUCGAUCAAGUCGAAGAAUCUGCACCGGCAGAGACAACAACCAACGAUGAGGAUAACGAAAUUGACGACUUAUUUGAUGACGACGAUGAAAUAGUGCCUGAACUGAUAUCGGGCGACCACCACGACUUUACCAAAGCAUACAACCGCCAGCGAAAGCUCAACGAUACGAACAUACCAGACGAUCACAAGCCCAAGUCGAACCCACAGAAGCCUUCAGCCAACACAAAUGCCUCCAUCGAUGAUCAAGUCGCAUCGCUAUCAAAGCAUGCCGGCAAGAUUCGCCUCACGGGGAACAUGACGGGCGCGUCGGGGGGCAACGCAAGGAACAAAGACAAGGCAGACCGCGCGACAACUGAACAAGUGUUGGACCGAAGGACUCAGAUGAUCCUGCUCCAGCUCAUAAACCGCGGCGCAAUCUCAGAGAUUCACGGUGUCAUCUCCACAGGAAAAGAAGCCAAUGUCUACCAUGCUAUGGUAGAAGCUACGGAUGAUGAUGCCGAGUCCAUCCACCGCGCCGUCAAGGUAUACAAAACGUCCAUCCUUGUCUUCAAGGACCGCGCCAAGUACGUCGAAGGCGAGUUCCGCUUCAGACAGGGAUACAACAAGAGCAACAACCGUGCCAUGGUACGGAUGUGGGCAGACAAGGAGCGCAGGAAUCUGGCCAGAAUACACGAUGCAGGUAUCCCGUCACCAAUGGCUCAUGCGCUGCGAAACCACGUUCUUGUCAUGGGCUUUGUGGGCGACCGCAAGGGCAAGGCCGCGCCUCGUCUAAAGGAUGUGCGCUUCGAGGGUCUUACAGCAGAGGAAGAAGACGCAAAAUGGACCAGUCUCUAUCUCGAGAUGCUGGCCUACAUGCGCAUAAUGUACCAGACAUGUCGCCUCGUCCAUGCCGACUUGAGCGAAUACAACGUCCUGUACCACGAAGGCAAGCAAUGGAUCAUCGAUGUCUCGCAAGCCGUCGAACACGACCAUCCCCGCUCUCUCGAGUUUUUGCGUAUGGAUAUCAAGAACGUAUCUGAUUUCUUCCGCUCACGCAAUGUUGAAACGCUUAGUGAGCGCAAGGCUUAUGCCUACAUCACAAGUGAAUCAGGUGCCAAGACUGUUCAAGAGCAACCACAGAUGGAAGACAGCAUCCGUAGCUUGUUGAACAAGAAGCCGUUGACCGAGGAGGAAAGGAAGAAGGAAGAGGAAGACGACGAUGUCUUCCGCAACCAAUAUAUCCCACAGACACUCGAACAAGUCUACGAUAUUGAACGCGAUGCUGAGCUUGUCAAUGCUGGUGCUGGCUCCGACCUUCCAUACCAAGCCCUCCUUGCUGACAGAGUCGUUAACAACGAAUCUGAAGGCGAGGAUUCAGACGAUGGCUCGGAUGAUGGUAGCUCGUCUGAGGUUGAUCAAAGUAUCUUCGAAAAGGGCCCAAGUCGUGGAAAGAAACACGUGGAUCAUGACGAGAAGGUCGCACACAAGAAGGCCGUUAAGGAAGAGAAGCGGGAGAAGAGGAAGGAGAAGAUGCCGAAACACAUGAAGAAGAAACUGACCAGUCAAGGCGGUGGCCGUAAGAAGUGA